CGCCUCACAACCCGCGACGAACACCGAGGAGCCAGCAAGAGACAAACCUGACCAAAUCCACCCUAGCUACAAAUUUUCUUGGCCGCGCGCGGCAGGCAGAUCGAGCAGGCGAGCGAAGAUGUCGUGGCAGACGUACGUCGACGAGCACCUGAUGUGCGAGAUCGAGGGCCACCACCUCACCUCCGCCGCCAUCGUCGGCCACGACGGCACCGUCUGGGCACAGAGCGCCGCCUUCCCUCAGUUCAAACCGGAGGAGAUGACCAACAUCAUGAAGGACUUCGACGAGCCGGGGUUCCUCGCCCCGACCGGACUGUUUCUUGGACCAACCAAGUACAUGGUCAUCCAAGGUGAACCUGGCGCUGUCAUUCGUGGCAAGAAGGGAUCAGGAGGCAUCACAGUGAAGAAGACCGGGCAGGCGCUGGUGGUCGGCAUCUACGACGAGCCCAUGACCCCGGGGCAGUGCAACAUGGUGGUUGAGAGGCUCGGUGACUACCUCGUAGAGCAGGGCCUGUAGAUCGAUCGAUCACAUCCAUUGUCGCGCACCGUUCCCAAAUUUCACCAACAAAUUAACUCAGCCAAACGAGUCACAUUACUAGAUCCAUAUGCAAUUUUUCUAGCCACCACCGCGCAUGCAUGGGAUUAAUUGUGGUUUAAUUUUUUUUUCUCAUCUUCCCCUGUCAACACCACACAUUGCAGAUCACUUCCUGCAGUGCCAUAGUCCCUCUCGUUUCUUCGUGUCGUUUCGGCUAAUAAUUGUGUGUUUUUUUUUCUUUUUUGCCGGUUUGGUCAUUUCGGCUGCCGUUUGAGUUGUGAAUCUGGAACAACAUAUAUGUGAUUGCCAUUGUUUCAUUGCAAUACAAAGAAGACAGUAUAUACAUUCA
This is a messenger RNA of Oryza sativa Japonica Group (Japanese rice), 881 nucleotides long. Its product is annotated as profilin-A-like. NCBI's taxonomy places the organism in Eukaryota, Viridiplantae, Streptophyta, Magnoliopsida, Poales, Poaceae. The record is from RefSeq and is a predicted model, not a curated record. Gene Ontology annotation, molecular function: actin monomer binding. Gene Ontology annotation, cellular component: cell cortex.